Molecule: messenger RNA, 1713 nt
Organism: Suillus subalutaceus
Lineage: Eukaryota; Fungi; Basidiomycota; Agaricomycetes; Boletales; Suillaceae
Exons: 8
Coding region: 1-1713 (570 amino acids)
Source: RefSeq, a predicted model, not a curated record
AUGGCUAUGGCUACCGCCGGCCUGGUUCGAGGUUCCCUCGCUCAGACAUGGUGCGGAAAGAACUAUAUGGCAAAUCAGUCUGUCGUGCCCCCUGGCGGACAGUUUGUCUUGCCCACACAAAGCGUUGAACCCCUUCUGUCGUUCCGCUGCGCCCCUGUCUUCCGUCCAUACCUCGAAGAGGAUGCGACGAGUGCAGCAUUUGUAGUUGACACACCAAUUGUUUAUGAUUGGAUCGCCGGUGCUGAGUCCAUCUCACUUCCUUCCAACUCGAACUCUUCUAGCGGCUCCAAUAGCCUAGGAAGCCUCAGUGUCACUAUCAACGUGGGCUCCAUCUACACCACUGCAAACGUUCCUCUGAACGCUACCGGCAUACAAAUUCCCGUAAAUAUCAGCGUUCUCAAGGCUCAGAAGGCCGCAUACAAUGUCACUUGCUCUGCCACAUAUUCUGCCCCUUCGUCUUCGGGGUCCCAGCCUGCAAACGAGCAGAAAUUCAAUACCAGCUCAUCCCUUUUGUAUCUCCCUGACACAAAUGCUUCUGUCACGAAGACGGACUUACGCACUGGUGCGCUCUGGGUGCGGCCUGCAAAUGGCAGUGGUGGAGCAUUUGCGCCAUUUAUCCCUCAAGGAUUCUACAUAAAUUUCGAACAGUAUCUGGCGACAAAUUUGACUAUGAUCGAUCAGCUCAAAGACGAUGGGUUUAAUACUAUCCACCCGAUUCCUCCUUAUGAUAACCUCACUAUCUUCCAACAAGUCAUCAACAAGACCAUCAGUGACGGCAUGUACAUUGUUUAUGAUAUGCGAUCAAACUACCAAAACUUGAGUGCCGUCGCCCAACAAGUAGACACUUACGCCUCGAUUCCCAACCUAUUGAACUGGGAGACCGCACACGAGCCCGAUGGCAACUCUGAUCCCCAAAAUGCGGCGCAGGCAACGUAUGACUUAAUUUACCAGUUGGACGGAUAUCAUCCUGUCUCUAUUGUUCUGAAUUGCGAAGACUACAACUUCUCGCCUUACAUCAAGGGAGCUGAUAUCGUUCUACAGGAUGCCUAUCCUAUUGGUAUCAAUGCGACAUGGUCUCCUGUGUGGAACACAGAGUGUACCCCGGACUUCGGUCACUGUGGUUGCGACAACUGUCAAGGGCAGGUAUGGGAUGUUAAGGCCCGUGUCCAAACCUUCAAAGAUAGACUCAACAUCUUGGGCUUUGACCGUACCAAGUCUGUGUGGACCACACCCCAAGCUUUCGGUAGUGCUGCAUACUGGAACACAACUCCCACUGGCUUGCAAUGGGCUGCUAUGGGAUUAACUUCCUUCAACCAUGGUGCUCUAGGUUCGAAGUCUUACCAAUACCCGACCGCAACCGGCAAUGUAUCGGCGAUUGAGGGGACGGCAGCUUCCCUCACUGUUCUCAUCAAAGACUACGUUCAGCCCUUCUUAGUCGACCCGAACGCUACAUCUGUCCGCUACAACUACCAGGGCGUGGAUGCUGGUCUCUGGUACAAUGGAACUUCAUACUUAGUCCUCCUUGUCAACAUGGACAACACAGGGUCGAAUAUCUACGUACCUUACCAGGAUAUAGGAUUGGGCUGGAUCACCGAUGCGACGAAACAGGUACAACGCGUAUUUUCCGUCUACGAGGUCCCCACUGCCCCUAACAAUCUUACCGGUGUAACGUUCCAACCUGGAGCAAUUGGUAUCCACAUUGCGACGCCCUGA